CAAUAUCUUAAGAUGCUAAUACAGCUCUGUGAUUGGCUGAUGGCAUCUUAAGACAGUACUUAAGAUGAUCUUAAAUAUAAGAUCCGACUAUGAAUACUGGCCAAAGUGAGUGUUUCAACAUCGCAGAGACUACAGGUGUUAAAGCAGAAAGAUCUGAACGUGAAGAAUAUGGAGAUAAUGCCAUUGGAUAUGUUGAGCUGAAACGAGAAGGCUCAAUAUACACUGUUCGAGGAAAAAUAUGUCCAGAGCAUAAAAUUCGGAGUAAACCUUAUACAGUUUUUCUUAAGAUAGAUGAAGAGACUGAAGAAAUUAAAGAAGCUGUUUGUCAUGAUUGUGCCGCUUCUGGGGGUGGUUGUAAGCAUGCUAUUGCUUUUAUGUUGUGGGUUCAUAGGAGAAGUGAAGAACUAGAACCAACAGCAACAAUAUGCUAUUGGAAAAAAUCUAGAUUAGUAGGAAUCAAGUAGGAAUUAAUAUAAAGUGUAUUACAACAAAAUAAAUGAAAAAGCCACAAAUGAAAUAUAAUUUUAAAAACGCUGAUAAUUUUUUUGAUAAAAUCUUGCAUGAAAUGCAGAUUUUGCAGUUCUAUCUAGACAUUUAAUUUCUUUAGAAAUAUGUAAUAAUUUAUCACUGCAUCAGUUAUUAAUACAAUUUGCUAAAACUCAAGGAACAAGUGCAGAUGACUUUUUGGUCUUUUCUAAACAAUUAAUGUCUAUCAAACAGUGUAUUGAAGUAGCUCAAGAAACAAAAUUACAAUCUAAAUCUAAACUAUGGAUGGAAAUGAGAUACGGUCGUAUUACAGCAUCCAGAAUUUAUGAAGUUGCUCAUUGUAAAACUGAACGAGGCACAUUAGUUGAACAAAUAAUUGGAGCAGCUAAAAUUAUAGAGACUGAAGCAAUGAAAAGAGGAAAAGAUUGAGAGAAAAAGGUUUUAAAUAUUUUGCAACAGAAAAUACAAGUAAAGUUGAAAGAAAGUGGUUUAUUAUUAAAUCCUGAAUUUCCUGUAAUAGGUGCCUCUCCUGAUGGCAUUGGUCCUAAUUUUGUCGUAGAAAUAAAAUGUCCUACAACAUCAAAAGUUGAAUUGAAAUAUAUUACAGCAGAACAGAAAAUAUGUAAUAGAUAUUUGGCUCAAAUACAAUUUCAAAUGUUUAUGUCCAAAAUGAAGAAAGAAUAUUUUUGUAUGGCUAGACAUAAUUUCGAAACAAGUAAUGAUGUUAUAAUACUACAAGUAAUAUAUGAUGAAAAACUUAUAAUGAAUUUAAUACAAAAAAGUAUGGAGUUUUGGAAAAAAAAAA
Molecule: messenger RNA, 1291 nt
Organism: Monomorium pharaonis (pharaoh ant)
Lineage: Eukaryota; Metazoa; Arthropoda; Insecta; Hymenoptera; Formicidae
Exons: 3
Coding region: 90-464 (124 amino acids)
Source: RefSeq, a predicted model, not a curated record